AUGCUCAACAAACAACACAGCUUCUCGCGCAUCGUGAAUGUGAUUCUGCGCCUCGAAGAUCGACAAGUCCAAGAGUUUAUGGAGAUAUACGUUUGCGAGUAUUCCGGUUGGGACAAAUGGCAAAAGGAGGUGGGAAAGAUUCCGCGUGAGGCACUCCAAGAGCAUGCAAUAGAAAAGGGGCAAACUGUCGACGAGCUUCUUGAACAGUACCGUCCUCCUUUCUGCACUGAGAAAAUCACCCCUGAAGACCGAGAGACGGGGGCCAUAUUCUUACUCAACUUCCCGACGUUAGCUCGGCAAUUUGAGGACCUCGAAGAUAUGCGCGGCUUCUUGCUUAUGGAUAUCGAAUGGAACUACAUCCAAGAUGCCAUCGACAAGCAGCGCAUUCCAAUUCCAAUCGUACUAUCGGGUAUCGUGGGCCGUGAUGAUGCUUUGGAUGAUACAGAGUGCAGGGAUGAGAGCGCGACCGAUGGUAUUGGAAUCACAACAGACACUGUUGCUCGGGGUGAAUACCUUGUCAACUUCGAUGUACUCCAGCUGGUACCGGAUACUCGACCUUUCAGUCCUUUAACAGGAUUACUACUCCCGCAAAUGAGUCCACCUCAGACACAUCACGAAUUUAAAAGUGACGGGCCUGUCGGUAGUGCCGUUGUGAAUGACACUCUUAGUCCAUCGUUUGGACAGAGUACUCCCCCACCUACACCCUCUUCUCGACUUCGCGAUAUGCUUGAUGAGAAGUAUCGCGACUUUUUGGAGGAAGAGAAGAAGCUGGAAAACGAAAGCUCCAGCGAAGACGAUGGUGAGGGAAUUGGAAACAUGGUCGUUCCGGAACCAGAAAAAGAUGACGAGGAGUACUGUCCAAAUACGAAGAGAUCUUCGAAAAGGACCAGAAAGAUGACCCUCAAGAAGAAAGAGAGUGACAAGAUGAUGGCCCAGAAGAAGAAGAAAAUUGGAGGGUCCCGAAAGCAGAAGAAGCUUCAAGAAGAUUCUGAAGCUGAAGAGGACAGCAAUUACGCUUUCGAAGCCAUCAGUAAUGCCCCAAAGACACCAACGAAACGAAAAAAAGGGGUCACUGCGGGCCAGAGUGACCCCCCUUCUUCUGGUCGCAUCAAGCUUAUCGUCAGAUCAUCUCGGAAAGAUACUCCAACCAAGCCAAAGGGUCACAGAUCUACGGAUAUCAUGCCUAGCGAAGACCCAACAGCAAACAGUGCAGUUUCCGCUAGCCAUGCGAUAUCCGCCAAACAUGCGGUAUACGCCGCGAUGUCGACAAGCGCCCAUUUCGCCCAAACAGCUGUCCGUAGGAGCGGGCAAAACAACGAGACAGAGAUAGCAAGGAUACUCAGAAAUCAGAUCCAGCCAAAUGAGCUCCGUGUUGCGUUUGAGAAAAUCAGAUCAGAAGGCGUGCAGUAUGCUGAUAGGGCCAGCUUUGCUUUGGUAGCAGAGAAAGCAGAUUGCGCAGGGAUUGCUUUUGAGGCCGACGAUGCAAACGAGGUACUGACGGGAGAAAGGAAGGAUAAUGCGUGA
This is a messenger RNA of Fusarium coffeatum, 1524 nucleotides long. RefSeq lists its product as uncharacterized. The transcript has a single exon. The record is from RefSeq and is a predicted model, not a curated record. NCBI's taxonomy places the organism in Eukaryota, Fungi, Ascomycota, Sordariomycetes, Hypocreales, Nectriaceae. Bases 1 to 1524 code for a protein of 507 amino acids.